GCUCCCCUUUCCCCUCCCCCUCCUCCUUCCCCUGAGCCUGCUGCUCGCCCGCGGAUCCUCGUAGCGGACCGGACCUGCUCUGGGGACCGAUGGGAAGUUUGAAUUGGCCCUGGAGGAGUGAAUACCUACCUCUUCAUGGUGCAGGCUCAAGGCAUCCUGCUUCGGGACAAUGUGAGGACCAUUGGUGCCCAGGUGUAUGAGCAGGUGGUCCGAAGCGCCUAUGCCAAGAGGAACAGUAGCCUGAACGACUCAGAUUAUCCUCUGGACUUGAACCACAGUGAAGCCUUCCCCCCAACCACGACAUUUCUUCCUGAAGAUUUCACCUACUUUGCCAACCACCCUUGCCCAGAGAGGCUCCCUUCCAUGAAGGGCCCGAUAGACAUAAACAUGAGUGAGAUCAGAAUGGACGACAUUCACGAGCUCUUCUCCAGAGACCCAGCCAUCAAGCUUGGAGGCCACUGGAAGCCUUCGGACUGUGUGCCUCGAUGGAAGGUGGCCAUCCUCAUCCCCUUCCGGAACCGCCAUGAGCACCUCCCAGUCCUCCUGCGACACCUGCUCCCAAUGCUUCAGCGCCAGCGCCUGCAGUUUGCCUUCUAUGUGGUCGAGCAAGUUGGUACCCAGCCCUUUAACCGAGCCAUGCUUUUCAAUGUCGGCUUUCAAGAAGCCAUGAAGGACUUGGAUUGGGACUGCCUGAUCUUCCAUGAUGUGGAUCACAUACCCGAGAGUGACCGCAACUACUAUGGCUGUGGACAAAUGCCCAGGCACUUUGCAACCAAGCUGGAUAAAUACAUGUACCUGCUUCCCUACGCAGAGUUUUUUGGUGGAGUGAGCGGCCUGACUGUAGAACAGUUUCGGAAAAUCAAUGGCUUUCCUAAUGCCUUCUGGGGCUGGGGUGGAGAAGAUGACGAUCUGUGGAACAGGGUACAGAAUGCGGGCUAUUCUGUGAGCCGGCCAGAAGGGGACACAGGAAAAUACAAGUCCAUUCCUCACCACCAUCGAGGAGAAGUCCAGUUUCUUGGAAGGUAUGCUCUGCUGAGGAAGUCAAAGGAGCGGCAAGGGCUAGACGGCCUCAACAACCUGAACUACUUUGCAAACAUCACAUACGACGCCUUGUAUAAAAACAUAACUGUCAACUUGACACCCGAGCUGGCUCAGGUGACUGAGUACUGAGAUGUGGAGAGAAGUCGUGUCCGCCUACCCACCAUCCCCUCAGAAGCGCUGUGAUGCGCCGUCCUGGGGGUCAACACAGGACGAGGACAGAAAGAGAGUGGAGUGCAGGACCAUAGGGUUCCAGAAAACUGUCACAGAGCACACGCACAAGGGCUUCGCUGUAGGCCCAAACAGGGACAGGCGGCUUGGGGACACCUCUCAUCAGCACUGGCUUCAUUCUACAAGACAGAUGCCUGCCCUGAUGCUCUCUUCUGUCCCCACCCCAGGGCCAGGCUAGGUGCCCCUCGGAUAGAUGGAUGGCCAGACCCAGAGGCCAUGGCCAGCCACCCCUGGCUUGAAGCAGGAGGACUGCCACACCGUUCUCCGCAUCUCUGGUGUUCUCUUUAGUUCUCAUUUUUGUUUGCUUUUGGGGAGAAUUCUUUCUUUCUUUCUUUCUUU
This is a messenger RNA of Microtus ochrogaster (prairie vole), 1608 nucleotides long. RefSeq names its product beta-1,4-galactosyltransferase 5 (gene B4galt5). Gene Ontology annotation, molecular function: UDP-galactose:glucosylceramide beta-1,4-galactosyltransferase activity. Lineage: Eukaryota; Metazoa; Chordata; Mammalia; Rodentia; Cricetidae. Gene Ontology annotation, cellular component: Golgi apparatus. Gene Ontology annotation, biological process: carbohydrate metabolic process; glycoprotein biosynthetic process. The record is from RefSeq and is a predicted model, not a curated record.